CAAAUCAUCCUGCGGCCCUCCCCUCGCUUGCUCUCAUCGGCCCCGCUGCACCCGCGCCGCAUGGCCCUCUGCUUCGAUUCUCUCGCGGGACGUGCUGCGUGUUGAUUGUGCGCAAGGCACUUGGAGGUGUUCCCUUCCUUCGGCCACAUGGUGCUCAACUACGCGACAGGGGCCUUGAGAAUCCAUGGACGUGCCGUUCGUAUCUCGACUCGAUCCUGCUCCGAGUUCCAGGGGGCCGUCUCAGCGGUGGUGCGGCUGCGGGACUGCCACGUCGGUGCGGCCCGCUAUUCCCCUCAGCCUGACGAGGUGGCCUUGCGGAUGGCGGACCUCAGGCGUGCGCUUCUACUGCAGCAUGGACUGGAGAUGGUCUAUGGUGCCCCCCACACACACCCGUGCUUUGCGGACUCCUGUGAGGUGGGCUGAAGAGCACAAAUUACUUUUGCCGCUGGUCAUCCGCCACAUGCUGUGGAUCGCUCGGCGGGCCAAUGCUGCUCGGCAUAGUCGCUGGUAUUCUCGCAGGAGCUGGAGGGCGUCUGGGCCGAUGGCACCCCUGCGGGCAGAGGCUUCAGAGCUUGUUCCUCGUUUGCCCCUGGUCUGAGCAGACACUGAUAUUUCCGGAUGCUUUGGUGCGAACCUUCAGUGUGGCGAUGGACGUCGGGAUGGUGCUGGAGAUCUUCAGGCUUACCCUGUUCGUGCACCCUGGCCCGAGGUUGCGGCCUAUCUGCAGGGGGGCCUGCGGGAGCAGCUGGUGCUCGUGGACCAGGUGCACACCGACGACAGUGGCGACACGACGAAUGAGGAGCCGGAAGGCUUCUUCGACCAGGGCGGCGACGGCAGGACGAAGGAGAAGCAGGAAACCAUCAACGACCAGGUGUUCGUCGAGGACGGCUGCGAGGGCGUAGAGGAGCAGGGGCAUGACUUCACCAUUAACCAGGUGCAUUACCAUGACGGCGACGUCGGGACGAUGGAGGGGCAUGAGGCCGUCGUCUUCGGCACGGUGUUCAACGCGGACGUCGGCGACAGCGCGAGGGCGGAGCAGGAGGCCAUCAUCGACCAGGUGCUCUGCGAGGAGCAGCAGCAGGAGAUCUCAUUCGACCAGCUGCAGUACGGUUACGGCGGCGACGGAACGAAGGAGGAGCAGGAGGCCUUCUUCUUCUUCUUCUUCUUCUUCUUCUUCCUCUUCUUCUUCUUCGGCACGAUGCUCCAUGUGGACCGUGACGUCGGCGGGAUGCAAAAACAGGAGGCCAUCAUCAACCAGGUGCUCUACGAGGACGGCGGCGACGGUGCAGGGGAGAAGCUGGAGGACAUCGUCAUUGACCAGGUGCUCUACGAUGACGGCGACAGCUGGGCAAAUGAUGGACAGGAGGCAAUUUUCUUCGACGCGGUGCGCCAGGAGGACGGUGACGACAGGGUGAAGGAGGACCAGGAGGCCAUGAUUGACCAGAAGCUCUACGAUGACGGCUACGACAUUGGGUGGACCGGGGCGACGGGGCGAAGGAGGAGCAGGAAACCAUCGUUGACCAUGCGCUCUUCGAUGACGGCUACGACGUUUUGCACUACGCGGACGGUCGCCACCGGUGGGACGAAGGAGGGGCAGGAGGACAUCAUUAACCAGGUGCUCUACAAUGCCGGCUACGACGCCGGGUAAGAGGACGUGGAGGGCUCUGGCGGCGGUUUCGGCGGUGCGGCUGGGGUGGCGGCGGCGUUGGCGGGGGCGUUGGCGGCUGGGGCGGGGGCGGUGGCGGCGG
Molecule: messenger RNA, 1748 nt
Organism: Prorocentrum cordatum
Lineage: Eukaryota; Dinophyceae; Prorocentrales; Prorocentraceae
Source: the annotation of a GenBank genome assembly